AUGGCACUCCGUGGAGAUAUGGCCCUGUUUUCGCCGCCGAUUCGAGUGUUCUUCUUCAUCGCGAGCCUUUUCGCUGUUGUCGGUGCCUCCAAUGUCGAACGAACUGCGGACCCCUGUGCUGCCAUCGGUGGGCAAAAGUGGGUCUCACCCCAAGAUGUUCGAGCAUGCUUUACUUCGGUCAAAGUCGAUCCAUUAAUUAAGGAGAAUAUCAUCCAAGUUAUCAACAAGACUUUGGCGUUUCACACCUCUGUCAACUAUCAGCUGAGGGCGCCCGAACCUUUCACCAGAGAUGUCCAUGAAGACCUCCUCGGCGACCUUGCACGUAUUCAGAGAUCGAAUUAUGCCUCCGAUUAUGGCCUGCACAUCGACUUUUCGCGAACUUUAAAGCGUCUCAAUGAUGGGCACUGCGUUUGGAUCAAUAACUGUUAUGACUCCUUAUUCGUCAACUACUUACCGGUUCCCUUGGCCCUUUUAACGGAACGUGAUGGAUCGCAAAACGUGCACGUCGCACCCGAGGCCUUCGCAGUCGCAUCCGCAGAAUUCCCAGACCAGAUCGAUGUAUGGCAGAACGCCUUACCUGGACCUCUGAAAGGUCAACUCGCAUUGCUCUCCGGAGCCAAAGUUCUCCUUAUCAACGGCCAGGACCCUUUCGUGGCCGUUAAUGCCAACGCACUGAUCACAGGAAGCUUCCAGGCGUUUGGAACUCGUCAAAACUCUUUCUUCUCGAGCUACCAGAGGAGUACUAGUGGAUGGAAUUACAUCAUGGGCAACUUCGCGCAGCAGUCGCUUCCUUUGAAUGACGAAGUCAUGUUGAAGAUCCAACGCGUGAAUCAUACCAUGCCUGAAGUAGUGGUUCUGCCAUAUCGCUCUCGAAUUAGCCCCGCUACGGUACCAUUCACUGACACGGCAUCCUGGCGUGCCAACAACUGUCUCGCUAUCGAUGGUACCAACGGCGUCGAUGCAUACGCCAGCUCUUCCUCAAGAAGUUACUCCAGUACCCUGAACCCGUUGGCCAAGUUCCAACAACAGCCGCCUAUACCUGCGACCCAUCGCCAACCUCUCAACGUCAUCCUUGAUACAUCGCCGCUAUCUGAUGUCGUUCUUCCACCUGGCCUGCAGCCUGCCCUCCCUCCAGUCAACGGCAGUAGGAGCGUGGCGCAGUUCUACAUGCUCGAUGAUCAGAAGACGGGGGUUAUGGCCCUUGGCAGCUUCUCGGAUUCGAACUUCAACGCAUUUUUGAUCGGGAUGCUCAAUGGAUUGCUGUCGUUGAAGGCAUUAGGAGCUACACAGUUGAUCGUUGACGUUUCUAACAACGGUGGAGGUUUCAUAUGUGCUGCUCAUUGGCUUCAUCGUAUUAUUGUCGGCCCAAAAUCCACAACAGUUCCUCAAUCAGGACUCGACACGAAGGCUCGAGAUGGUCCUCUAGCCCAGCUCAUUGUCAAGCAGAUCGUCGAAGCAAACGCGGACCCCGACGACUUCCUUAACUACAACCCCAUCAACUGGGCCGAUGCGACUGGUAAAUUCUUCUCUGCGAACGACGACUGGCUGCAGCCACCUGUCUUGACCACCAUCAACGGCCGCUCCGACGCGUUCAGUCAACGACUCGGAGAAGAGUGCCCAACGGAUCAGUUCCCAGUCGCCCCGCCGGACGCUGCACUUUUCGAUCCGAAGAAAGUCGUCAUUGUCUCUAAUGGCCGGUGUGCUAGCUCUUGUUCACUCUUUAGCAUCACGAUGAACAAAGAGGAAGGGUCGAAGACGGUCGUCAUCGGCGGAAAACAAGACGUGCAACAACAAUACUGCGGCACCGUCGGUGGACAAUCUACAGACUUCUCGACAAUGGAUACCGAGAUCAAGACAACUCACCUCAAGGACAAUAGCCUUGCCCCACCUGACUUGCUCGUUAACGGCAUACAAGGUAUUACCUGGAGGUUUGGUUUCGGGAUCGACGACCCGACCCAGCCAGAAGAAUGGCAGCCUCGUCCUGCAGACAUGAACCUUCCGAUAACAAUCGACAUUGUCAACAACCCUGUCGCAAUUUGGGAGACCGUGGUGAAGAAGUUGUUUUCUUAG
Molecule: messenger RNA, 2070 nt
Organism: Cyclocybe aegerita
Lineage: Eukaryota; Fungi; Basidiomycota; Agaricomycetes; Agaricales; Hemipholiotaceae
Source: the annotation of a GenBank genome assembly